UUUUGUCCAGAAGGAUCCGCCCUCGCCUUCCCUUGCCCCACAGGGGAGUACCAGCCAAACCCGGGAUCGGAGAACUGCAUCCCAUGCCGACCUGGAUUCUACUGUGAAGAGGCCAUAGUGGGCGAGCCACAGCCCUGCCCACCGCACUCAUACUGUCCUGCAGGCACGAUGGUGCCUCAGCCCUGUCCUAAUGGGACCUACACUGAUUCAAACCACGGAGGGUUACAGGACGAGAGUGAGUGCUUGCCCUGCCCUCCGGGGAAGUUCUGCAGGGCUGGUAAAAUCCAGGGAUUUUGCGCUGCAGGGUACCUUUGUCUUUCUGGGAGCGCAGAUUUCCAUCCUCAGGGGCUAGUGUCAAACAUGACUGUAUGUCAGUGGGGUGUGCAGUGUGCCGGACCAUGUCCACCAGGCUUUUUUUGCCCUGAAGGCACACAACACGCUCAGAUGUGUCCUGCAAACACAAUCAGAAGCUCCCCUGGAGGUGUGAGCCUACUGGACUGCUCACCAUGCCCACCUCAGUACUGGUGUAAGCCUGGCGACCCGCUCUUUCAUCUGUGUCCUGCUGGUCAUUACUGUGACGGUCUGCCUGGCAGCGACUUUAAUGGAAGUAGUGGACCCAGGCCGUGUCCACUGUAUACUUAUCGAGUUUUUCCAGGAGCUGGCAGCAAGGGUGACUGCCUGCCAUGUCCCCCCGGUUCAAACUGUAACAGCACAGGCUUUACAAACUACUCCAGCACUCCCUGCCCACCCGGCUUCUGGUGCAGUGGGUCUGGACCCCCUAUUCUGUGCCCAGCGGGAACCAAAAGGCCGCUUCCAGGAGCUGCCACCCCCGAUCACUGCGAACCCUGUGAGGGGGGAACUUUCUGUCCAGAUCCUCGCGUAACAGGAAAGCCAAACGUAGAAGGGAUUCCCUGUAGAGCUGCUUACCAAUGUCCUGCUGGGGCAGCUUUAGAGAAGCCGUGCAGAGCCGGCUCAUACUGUGGACCUCAGACUGCUGAGCCCCAGAUCUGUCCAGAAGGCUACAUUUGCCCUGAAGGAUCCUUUUCAUAUAAUAACCCCAAACAAAUGUGUCCUUUUCCAUACUACUGCCCAGCUAACAGCUCCUUCAUGAGGUCCUGUGAAGGAGGCUCCAUGCCUGUCCACAUCGUCGGGCUCAGAGGGUCCAAAAGCAGCUGCUGUCGGUUGUGUGACGAAGGCUUCUAUAGAAUCCACCUCUCGCCAAAUCUGCAAUGCCUUCCAUGUCCACUAGGAUAUUAUUGCCCUGCAGGUACAGGCAGCUACAAAAAUACGCCCUGUCCUCUGGGGUACGUUUGCCCCAUGGGUUCAACACAACCAGUCCCUUGCCCGCCUGGCACCUUUGGUAACAUCACUCACGGGGAGAAGACAGAGGACUGUCACCCAUGUCCAGCUAACACCUUCAACCAUCGUCCUGCUCAGAAAGCUUGUUUUCCCUGUGGGAGCUCUUCCACCUCACCAGCAGGCUCUUCUUCCUGUACCUGCCUUGGUAAAAACCGAGCUUUCCAUUACUCUGACGGAUCCUGUUUGUGCAGAACUGGUUUCAUUUUCUACAACGAGCUGGAUUUCAAAAGCUCUUUAUCAGACAGUGAACUGGACUGUCAGCCGGAGGUGAACAGACGAUGUUCAACAGGAGAGGUGCGUUUGGCAUCAUCCAGAGACUGUGUCUCUCCCUCACUUCACUCAUGUAACGUUACCUGUGGAAAACAUGGAGGCACUCUGGAUGUGGAAAUGGGCAUCUGCCGUUGUGAGCAAUAUGUGUCUGCAGAGGAGCUUUGCAACACUUCCUGCCUCUCCAGACUGCCUCAGCUUUCCGCCCAGCUUUCACCAGAUGGAGACAUUCUGCUCAGCCUCAAAGAAAGAGACAGCAUGCUGUGGACUAAGAGAGUAAUCAGUGUUUUAGGUCCAGACAUCCAUACAAAGGUUUCUGGAAAAACGCAUCUGGUCCAGUUUGACUCUGACGGAGUGUUUGGUUGGAUUCCCUCACAGAAGGAUGUUGUCAAUCAGUUUCUGUCAGAGCCUUUUGAAACCCUAAGAUCCAGAAAAAGGAGAUAUGCAGAUGAUGUUGAUGUUGAUGAUGAUGGCGCUCUGACCACUCUGCCAAGAAUCCCCAAUCCCAUUGUCUGCCUUUCCUCUGGUGACAUGCUCAUUUUCCAUCUUACCAUCAAUCACACCGACCGCCGUCUUAGCCACUUCCCAGUUUAUCAAAAAGACCACCUGUUCAACAGUAACCCAAACUGGGACUUUGGCACCUUCAGACAUCUGCAGAUACUCAUGAAGCAGACCAACUUCAACUCUUCAUGGUUCGCUCAUGUGUUUUCUGAGGCAGGGAAGUAUGUGUUUGUGGACAGCGCAGUGCCUCAGAGGAGUAUGGUGGUGGUUGUCAGUGACGAGGGGACAGAGUGUGACCCCAGGGCUACUGCGUUUCAACCUAUGACCCCUGCUCACCUGGUCAGAUAUGGCGUUGUCAAACACCACCGGCUCAACCUUCUGCCUGACUGGGGGCUGAUUUUGGCUGUCCUGUGUCUGCUGCUGGUUGUGGUUGUUGUGCUGACCAUAACAGUGCUGGUUUUGCAGCCAGACAAAACAAAGCUCGUCCCACAGUGGAGGUCAAAGCCGAAGUGGCGAAGCCUUGGAGAGCCCUUCUGUCCGGUGGAGUGUGUUUGCAGUAAAGAAAGCACAGUCAUCCAAAGCCCAGCUGGCAUCCUUGGCACCAGAGGGGUUGGAGAGGGAGCAGAAGCUGAGGAACCAGCUGUUUCAAAGGGUGGUGGUGUGUCUGGUUGCUGCGAUCUGGAGGAGUUCAAUGUGAAAACUCUUUAUGACAAACUGGAAGAUCAAAAUCUCCACAUAGCUUCUCAGCUGGCUCGGCACCGCAAAGACAUGCAGGAAUUUUACAGAAAUAUCUGCGAACACGCUGAAUCACUGAAGAAUGUCUUAGAGAAUAUGGACAGUAAAAAACUGAGUCUCCUUAAAGAAAUUUUGGUGGAUAAGACAGUGAAGGAUAAAUCGUCUCAUAGCUGUGUUGAAGACCAUGCUUCUCAAGACGGGGCCUGUGUAUUUUUACUGGGAGCUGUUCUCAAAUCAGUGGAAGCUCUCUUGUUCAAGCUAACCGGAGAAACAUGGCAGAACCGGGAUUUGUGUGGAAUCCAAUACUGUGCUACUACUCAUCCCAACACCACAGACUGUGAACCUCAAGCUGGAUUCAUACAACCCAUGGAGGCCAACAUGGGUUUUACACAGUUUUCACCCAUGACCAAAGCAGGAGCUGUUCCUAAUGACACAGACCACCACAUGCAGACCACAGCUCCAAGCAUCAGUGAUUACGAUCUGUCCAAGCUGGUCGCUUUGUCUCCUCUGUUUAAAACUCUGCAGGAGAUUCAGCAAUCUUUACAAAAUGUCUCCACAGAUGAGACACGUCAGCAUCGUCACAACGCAAUGCUGCAUUCUGUCCAGGUUGACCGCGACGGACAUCUCACUCCAACUUCACUGGAAAAGCUCUCACCGCAACACUCCGCCAUUUUUCUGUUUGGUUGUCAGGUGAUGCAGUUGCUUUCAAACAGCCCCAGGUUCCCCUCUGUACUGCUGCUUCUGGCCAAGUCAAUCCCCUCUUCCUCAUCCGCCUCUGAUGAGAGUCUGCUGGCACAUUGCUCUGAGGACUAUUACUUUGAUGCAUCCAAUCAAAUCCUUUAUUUGUCAGAGGCAAAGCUUCAGCACGUGGGACGUUUCAUUGCUGUCAUCCUGCAGUCUAUGGCCCACAUCGCGGCAGGAUCCACGCCUCAGAGGUUUAUGCAAGCUCUUGAUGAGGCCAUUUCCGCUCUAAGCCUUCAGCUGUUCAAUCUGUCAUUCAAAUGGAGUGCAGCAGAGGCAAAUUUGGAAGCGUCCAACGGGGAGCAUGGCACACUGGCUGAACAAUUUUUCACUGUAAGGGUUCCCUCUGAGACACUCUUCUCUGAGCAUUUACUUGCUAGCAGAAUGGAGAAGUAUAAAUAUUUCAAGUUGGAGCAGCUCGUCUGCAAUUCCAAGCAAACUUUUAUCCCAGACACUGACACAGGUUUUUUACCUAAAGGGACACCUGUGCAGAUUUCAUGUAUCGAGGAAGAAAUUGACCGCAUGAGCGAGUCUUUCCUGCAGCUAAGUAUGCAGCUUCAGAGGAGAAGUCAAAUGAGCACAUGGCUGAAGGAAAGAGAGAACAGUGCUGAAAACUAUACGAGGAAAUCAUCAGCGAGCGCGCCAGGCCUGAGUCGCAGCGGAACGAUCCUGCUGGAGCUUAAGAGACACCUUGUAUCGCAGCGCCUCGAUGAGCUAAAAGUCACAUUAGACCUAAUGAGACGGCGCCAGCAGCACGACAGCAAGUUGAAAGAUGGAGCAGGAGGCCGUACCCAAAGUGACAGCUCCAUCACUCAGCAGGGGGAAAGUGAGCUUGUUUCUACGUCGGAUGGAUGCAACUCGGCCAUGGACCAGCAGGGGUACAAAACCUCAGCUGACUAGAGUCACAAGCAAGGGGCAGGAUAUGCAAAAUGGUAAUUCUUACUGAAGGGUUAUAUUUCUGAUCAGCAAAAGAGCCAGUGUGAGAUGAACAAAUCAUUGUCCACACAAAAAAGUCAUGGUUCUCUUAUUUUAUUUUAUUUUUUUCAGGUAGGAAUUUAUGAAAAGUGCAUCAAUUGGGAACAAUGUUACAGGGAGGCAACCUACAGUGCUGCACCAUGGAAACCAUCCAACAAAAAUUAGACCUGCAUCUUCAAAAGAGGUCUUCUAUUAUAGGUGGUAGGCUCCACCCCUUACCAAACCAAUACUAAUCAAUCAAACAUGUCCUGAGAAACAAAACAUUAAAAUAUAUGUUACUUUUAACAAGUUAUACAACAAAAAAGGUCUCCCAAUUGACAACAAUUUCCAAACAAAAAUACAAAACAAAAAGAAUAACAGGCCUGUUAUAGGAAACCUAAACAAUAGGUGCGUCCAUUGGACUUCUGGAUUCAGGAAGUGCUUCUAACGCUGCGUUCACACUGAACACGAUUUGCGCGUCAGAGGCGGCCAGUUUCAGUGUUAAAUCGGUGGUACAGACGCAAUCUGAGGUCCUGCGGUGUGAUUUGGGCCAUGGGUGCAGCACGGCAGUCUGGCAGCAGGAUGAUUUGAGCGGCAUAGCAAGAGUUCAAAUAUCUGAGUUUUGGCCUGGUUGCCGUGGCGCAUCUACCAAUCAGAGACUCCACUUUGGGCACAUGAUGUUUUCAUUGGGUUGAAUACUAAUCCAGUCAUGCAAGCAUUUUUGUCCUGAACUUCUAUGUAUUUUCUUAACUCUGUGCACCCUCUGAUUCUGUCAAAAACAAAUUCACUUUAACUUUCAAACGGUGAAAAACUUGUACUCUGUCACACAGAGUGAGCACUAAACAAUCUGAACCCACAAACAGAAAACACAAAAAAUACAGAUGUGGUUAAAGAGAGCAAUCACUGAUUAGAAAGUAGAAUUCUGUUGCUGCAAAUGUGUGUGCUUCGAUUUAUUUGUCCAGUCUCUUUGUCUUCUUUGUUUGUAUCCUUUCAUGUUUGCCCUAGAUUAAAACAAUAAAAAAAUGACAUUAUUUGUUGUUUUCUAUCUAACUGGAAAUGAUACCAGUGACUUUAGUAGUAACUUACACCAGCUUUAGGAUUUACAGGCAGUGUUCAAAAGCAUAUUCUUUUCCAAAACAAUAAACAAGAAAAAGUGAUAGUCAUAUUUUCUGCGCUGCCCCCUAAAGGUGACGAGAUGCAUCUUCUUAUCUAUAAUGAACUACAAUAGUGUCCUUCCAUCCUUUCUGUUUUCUUUGUUCAGCACACAUGUAAAAUCCCCCUUUAACCAGACAGAGCAGUAAUCUGCGCCGCUAGACUGCGGCCUUCUCCUGGUUCAGUGCUUUAUCUGACACAUGGGGUUGUGGGUCUUAUAAUAGAAAGCCAGUAUUUCUAGAGGAGGCCACGAGCCAAAUCAGAAGGUCAGAUGGAAGAAGUCUUCACUUGCUAUCAGUGUUAGCUUAAAGCUGUAUGCCAAGUGCCCCUGGCUGAAUUUGGCAUUGCCCUGUGGAUGUGUUUGUGUGCACGUUUGUGAGUAGUGUAUGUGUGU
Oryzias melastigma (Indian medaka) is the source of this 6103-nucleotide messenger RNA. RefSeq lists its product as uncharacterized. Bases 169 to 4503 code for a protein of 1444 amino acids. The record is from RefSeq and is a predicted model, not a curated record. The transcript is spliced from 30 exons. NCBI's taxonomy places the organism in Eukaryota, Metazoa, Chordata, Actinopteri, Beloniformes, Adrianichthyidae.